This is a messenger RNA of Cloeon dipterum, 2433 nucleotides long. RefSeq names its product Uroporphyrinogen III synthase 1 (gene Uros1). Bases 134 to 925 code for a protein of 263 amino acids. The record is from RefSeq and is a predicted model, not a curated record. The transcript has 5 exons. NCBI's taxonomy places the organism in Eukaryota, Metazoa, Arthropoda, Insecta, Ephemeroptera, Baetidae. Gene Ontology annotation, biological process: uroporphyrinogen III biosynthetic process. Gene Ontology annotation, molecular function: uroporphyrinogen-III synthase activity. Gene Ontology annotation, cellular component: cytosol.
GCAUUUGUGGUAGGCCUGCUCCAAAUGAAAAAUAAUAGCAGGAUCUCUGUUCUGAUCAGAAGAGGACAACUUUAAUGAUUUCUAUAGAAAUCAUUGCUAUUUUAAAUUUAAUUCGAUGAUUUAAGUUGUGCAGAUGGAAAGUUUGAAAGGAACAAGAGUAGUGAUUUUCAAGGCAGAGACUGACAAGACCCCAGAUCCGUAUGUUGAUGUGUUAGGAAAAAGUGGGUUCGAGGCGCAGCUGGUGCCGGUCAUAACAUUUGAGUUUUUCAACCUUGCGGGACUGAGAGCCAAGCUGGAAAGCCACAAAACAUAUUCUGGUCUGAUUUUGAGUAGUGAGAGAUGUGUGCUAGCUGUGCAUCAGUCAAUUGACAACAAUAAUGAAUCAAUUAUGGAGCCUUGGAAAGGAAAAGUCGUGGUGUGUGCUGGAGAAGCGACUGCUAAGAAGGCCAAGGACUUGCUGGGACUGAGUCCAGUUCUUGGGGAUAAGCAUAGAGGGGAAGGGAUAAUCGAGCUUUUAUCCAAGAUGAACCCUGUCCCCUCUUGCGUUUUGUACCCCUGUGGAGAGCUGGCUGCACAUAGGGACACAAUGGCAUCUGGAUUGGCGGAGAAAAAUAUCAAAUGUGAAUCUGUGUCAGUCUACAAAACAGUGCCAAACCCAGGUCUCAAACGAGAUUUAAAACGGCUGUUUCCUGAAGAUGAAGAUAAUUGGCCCAAGAUUCUAGUUUUCUUCAGUCCAUCAGGGUUUAAGGCAGUCUUAGAACACCUAGAAAACUGCGAAUCUUUGAAUUUCUGCAGGCUUGUCUCAAUUGGUCCAACGACCACGACAGCAAUCAAGGAAUUGAGAUUUUCUGUUUGGGCUGAAGCAAAAACACCAAACCCUGAAAGUCUGAUAUCUGCUUUAAAAAAUCUGCUUAGCAGUAAGUAAAAAAGUAAAUUUAAGACUGCUUGGCUCAAGUUAUUAAGAGUUUUAUAAAAUUGUUAUCAAAUAAUACAAAUAAUUGUAGUUUUAAUAUUUAUUUCCCAUCAAUAGAUUGGCACUCAAAACAUAAAGUGGCACACAAAUUAAAAUAAACUCUAUUUUUUUGGAUCUCGACUAACAAUAAAAUGCAUUUCUAAGAAAUAAAAAUUUGCUUAAAAAUACAAAAUCGACUAUAAAGGAACAUUAUAUUAUUUGGAGAAAUUUACUCACAUCAGACUAACAAACACAUUUGGUUUGAUACAGCACCUCUUGAGGUGGGCAAUCUUGUGCAAGACUUAAACGUUAUUUAAUGGCACAACUAGGAAAAAAAUGAAACAAAACAGAACAAAAAUCAAUCGAUUUUGUCCGCGCCCACUUACACAGGAUGAACUCCUGUCUCGCACUUCCUAGAAAACGGGGUCUGGGUCCACGCGUCACGAAGUUUUAAUUCCUCUCAUGGAAUACCACGUUGAUGCACAAAUAAUAAAUAUAUUUGAAAUAUUUCCGCACACAUACACUAGUAUUAGGUAACACAUAAAUUACACUUCCCUUAGGAGUGACUUAUCAUUAUUACGCUUAAUAUCUAUGAUAUCUUAAAGUGGUAUUAUCUCGUGAGUCGGUUUGAAAUGACUAUAACUGCUAAGAUGGCACAACACAAUUAAUAUGGUUCCACUUUAGGUAUUAGAUUUUGAAUAUAAACGUUCAAAUAUUUCACACUGACCAGUUGAAAAAGACUAAAUUUGAUGAUUAGUACUUAUAUUGUCCGAGUAAUGACAUUUCUGCCAGAAUUGAAAACGCGGUAAUUAAUAUAACAACUCUUCAAACACAACAACAAAUGUUCCACACGCAGACCAGGUGACAAUAAAUUUGAUAAAUCUCUGGAAAAUGAAAGUCGACACAUUUUAAAGGCAAGGAGAAUAGGAGAUUUGUGUAAACAAACAUUAAUUGACUGGUUAACACAUAAUUAUAUAUGAGGGAACAAACACUUUGGUUUAGGUUGGUCUGCUUGACUACUGCAGACCGUGAAUUUCUAAAAGACUACAGGAGUCUCUUUUCAUGAUUGGGUCACAACACAUAAAAUCAUACAAAUAAUAAACUUAAAAGGAUUCAACACAAAAUCAGUAAUUCAUCGUUCGUUGCAUAGUUAAAGAGUUAUCCAUUGCAAACACCAUUGACCGCCAUUGAAUUGCACAGAGCCUGGUCCCUUGAUUUUUGGGUUCUUUAUCAAAGGAUUUAUUGAUAAUAUGAGAUUGCAGCAAUUAGUAGAUGGGACCAAGAAAAAAAUUGGGUUAUCAUUUUGCUGCAAAAAAUUUAUCUCAAUAAUUUAAAACAAUUUGGUCCAAUAUGCGUUUUAGGAUUUAUUUUUUCUUGCUACCGUUUCUUCAGCGAUAAUUUGAAGAGAUUUUGAUUUUAAAAAAAUCUGUGUGCUUAGAAAACAGCAGCAAAAUUUCUUUUGGUAUUGUAGUAGCAUAUUU